Larimichthys crocea (large yellow croaker) is the source of this 1782-nucleotide messenger RNA. RefSeq lists its product as uncharacterized. The transcript has 2 exons. The record is from RefSeq and is a predicted model, not a curated record. Bases 191 to 448 code for a protein of 85 amino acids. Lineage: Eukaryota; Metazoa; Chordata; Actinopteri; Sciaenidae.
CCGGUUUCCACACACCCUGCACACCGCCUACAUGAAGCAGCGCUGGUGUUGUUUCGCAUGUUAAAGAUGUUGCGUCGCGUCACCUCCAGCAGGAGAUCCCAUCCUUCUCAGCGGUAGUAGGGCGACCCUCGGCGCCGUUUCAGGAGGACCAGACGCCGGAUAACCUAACCGUGCGCAAAAAGCCGCCACCAUGGAUCUCUCCUUCAUGGCAGCUCAGAUUCCAGUGAUGACAGGCGCCUUCAUGGACUCAUCUCCAAAUGAUGACUACAGCACCGACCACUCUCUAUUCAACUCGUCUGCCAGCGUCCAUGCUGCCUCCAUGGCAGCUCAUGGCCAACCUGAGGAGCCCCAGUCCAUGUCCGGGGACGCCAUUUGGCUCUGGAUCGCUAUCACUGCCACCAUUGGGAACAUAGUAGUUGUGGGUGUAGUGUAUGCCUUCACAUUCUGAAAGGAACUGCUGAGCUAAGAUGUUUCAGCGACAGUGGGAUGAAGUUUCUGACUAGCAGUGGCGAGCUGUGUGUGUGGGCUACUCUCUAUCGAGUGGCUGACUCAUCAAAUGGAAUUUUGUCACCGGAUACAUCAGCAACAUUAACUAGCAGUCAUUAGUGCUCCAGUCAUAAUGAACCUUUACCAGUGAAGUGCGGAAGAGUGGACAUAGAGGUGGUAAUAGCGGACAUGUAAAAUGUCUUCUUUCUUUUUGUCCUACAUACUGUAUCCUUGCAGUAUAUUGAUGUGAUCCGUGCUGACAUUAUCUCGUUCUUUCUUCCAUUUCUUAAAAUGAUAUUUCAGAAAAUUAAUUUCUUGAUUAGUAAUGUAAAAUACAGUGUAUGCACCAUUAUAUAAAAAAGUGAUGUUAUGGAGCCAAUAUUGUCGCCAUAUUUCUUAUGUGGAGAGCAGUGAACCUGGGAUGUGUUUGCAAUGUUCAAGGUGUGCUUUGCAACAUGAGAACGUUUCAUUUUUGACACGUUUCACUGUUCAGAAAAAACACCAAAGUUAUGACCGUGCAUCAAAAGGUGAAAAUAAUUUGUGAAAAAAAAACAUUUGUUAAACUCACAAAUUUCUCUAUCUCAGUCAAUCUGUGUGUACUCAGAAUUUUAUGUUAUAGUACUCAGCCAUGAUCAGUCCUUACUCCUUACAUUUUGUUCAUAAAUCCAAUCUUAUCUUCAAGGAAGGGUCCGGAGCGCAUCAAAGUUGAGUGCAGCAUAGGUUUUAUUCUCAUCACAGAAAAUACAACCGAUUUUCGUUCAUGAAAGAAAGUGUUUUUUUUUUUUAGCUCAAAACAUCUUUUAUAAUGGUGUAAUCGCAACAUUGGUACCACUCAUUUUUAUUCCCCUUCAAUAAAAUAAUAGUAUCAAAAUCACAUGAUUCUCUAGUAUCCAAUCAAAUUAUUUGGGCUGGGUUUUCUAAUCCUGCUAACAUGGCAUAUAUCAAAAAUCCACCCUCAAGACUGUUGGCUGUGAGAUCACUAUAAACUAAUAAUCUACUGCUAAUAACCCCAACCUAAUAUGCUACAAAAAACAUGCAAUUGUAUAUUAAAAAAAACAAACAAAAAAAACAUGUAAUUAUAUAUUGUAUAAUAUAUCAUGACAGAAAUGAAAAGGAUUUUAACCAAGUACUACCACAAACAUAUAACAAAGCCUAUAAAAUAUUACACUACAACAGCUUGUACAGUUUCGGUGGAUAAGCUUCCACAUAUGUCUGAUAGUAAAGUCUUGUCUUGCCGGUCCUGUGAACUUCACCUCAGAGAGAGAGAGAGAGAGAGAGAGAGAGAGAGAGAGAGAG